Sparassis crispa is the source of this 204-nucleotide messenger RNA. RefSeq lists its product as hypothetical. Bases 1 to 204 code for a protein of 67 amino acids. The transcript has 2 exons. NCBI's taxonomy places the organism in Eukaryota, Fungi, Basidiomycota, Agaricomycetes, Polyporales, Sparassidaceae. The record is from RefSeq and is a predicted model, not a curated record.
AUGGAGCAGCCAGAGCUGGUGCCCGAGCCAUUCGAGCCGCCGCCGCCAGAGGUGUCGAAGUCGGCGGGGAUGGCGACUGGGGUUUCGAUCUCCUCGAGGAUGGGAGCAGCAAUGGUGAAGAAGGCGUCCAUUGUAGAGGAUGACGAUGCAGUUAUGGGAACGGGUGCGAGGCUGCAAAACAAUAAGAAUGCGAUGAGAUCUUGA